AUGGACUGGCACCGCCGGGCGCAUGGCCCAGGGUUCCCUGUCUGCCUGGGGGCUGUGGUGCUCCUCAUCCUGUGCUGGGCGCAGCUGACCUCAGGUUCUCUGAAAGUGGAGAUGCCAAGAAGGCCUCUUACAGUACACGUGAAUGAUACUGUCAUCAUCGGCUGCAAACUCCAUGGCUCCUUAAAGCUGAACGCCAGCUUUGUGGGUGUUAUCUGGACCAGGGGGGUAGAGAACCAGGUGUUUGAGUUACGUGGUGAUACUGAACAUGUCACACGACCUGGGGCUGAGGUGUCUCGAGAGAGGCUGCAGCAGGGUGACGCCUCACUGAAGCUGCCUGGGGUGCAGCUGGGGGAUGCAGGAGAGUACCGGUGCCGGGUGGUGGUCCCCCCCAAUAUGGCAGAAGAAACAGUCUCACUGGCCGUUCUGGCUCCGCCAGACUGCACACUGCUUCUGGAGCAAACCACAGAGAAAAAUAAUGGAAGUAAUGGCAGUCACCUUGUGUGCCAAUGUGGUGGGUUCCACCCAAAAGACAUUAGCAUAACAUGGGAGAACUACCAGAGUGUUUCCCAGUACCAAAGGAUGUCCACUGACUUUCGGACUGGUCCUGUCAUCAAGAAUAAGGAUGGUACAUUGAAUGUGACCAGCUACUUGAAAAUCAGUUCCCUUCUGGAAGACAAUUUGAUCAACUACCGCUGUGUGGUGCAGCACCCAUCCUUGUCCCCUUCCUGGAGGCUGAACAUCACAGUGCCUGUGGGAAAAACUAAUACAACACCUCUGGAUAGCUCUGGAUACAUGUGGAUCCUUGCUCCUGCUUCAAUUGCACUGAUUUUAUUAGUGAUUUUAUGUAUUACUAUUUGGAGAAGGUACCAUUCUUAUCACCGAAUACGCAGAAGUGACAUUGAAGAAGAAAGCACAGUCCUGAGAAGUGUGGCCGGGUGCCCAGCUGACUGCAGUCAUCCCAUGGGUGACUGGAAUCCUUCCCUCGCAGUUUACAUGGUUGAGUUCAAGCCUCUAUGCAUCUCCAUGUCCUCACUGUUUGCUGUAUCUUUACAGUGCCCUGCAGUCCCCUCCGUGGAUAUGGGGUUCAAAUAUGUGCCUUAGAGUUUUCAAUACAAGAAAAGGACUGCAGGCCAGUUCCCCGUGUGGCUGCUGGGAGGCCUUUCCUGUCUUCCUUGCUGUCCUUGGUGCAUCUGGCCUGAGAAGGAGCAAUCCAGGCUGACUCCUGGAGAAUCAAUGCCACAGGAAGCCCGCCCCCAUCAUUCUAAGUGAAGGGACAGCUGUCCAUCUCCACUCUGGCGAUCUACUUCUGCUCAGCAGCUCUAACAGAACCAGAGCUCAGGAAAAGAGAAAAUGUUUUAAAAUGUAUUUAAUAAGAAAAAAAUAAAACACUUCCAAAUAAGAUAAUAGGAUAAUAAAGAUCAUUACAUGGU
Messenger RNA from Octodon degus (degu), 1430 nucleotides. RefSeq names its product natural cytotoxicity triggering receptor 3 ligand 1. Gene Ontology annotation, cellular component: external side of plasma membrane. Gene Ontology annotation, biological process: negative regulation of T cell proliferation; cellular response to lipopolysaccharide; immune response. NCBI's taxonomy places the organism in Eukaryota, Metazoa, Chordata, Mammalia, Rodentia, Octodontidae. The transcript has 5 exons. The coding region runs from base 1 to 1101 and encodes 366 amino acids. The record is from RefSeq and is a predicted model, not a curated record.